AAUGAAUCCAAUCAAUUAAAGUCUUAAACUAACUUUCUUCUGAUAAUCAUGAUCGUGUUAAAUUAGCGUUGGAGUGGGUAACAAUAACAUGUAUGUAUGUAUGGCAGGAGAAGACUCGGGUUUUAAAGAAUAGGUUAGACGGCUCUGAAUGAAUCAAAUCAAGUUCUCCUUACUUAACAAACAACCCCCCAAUCCCUCACUCAUUCCCGUUUGUUUCAUAAUCAUCAAUACUCCUAACUCACUCACACCGGUGCUCAUAGAGAGACGCCAUGGUGUCUGUCGCUGGGGUUGCUACUACACAGCCUCUUUUUUCUUUUGGAUUGAUUUCAGACGUCCAAUACGCUGACAUUCCUGAUGGCCGCUCAUUCCUUGGUGUUCCGCGGUAUUAUAGGCAUAGUAUUCUUGUGCUGCAGAGAGCAGUGAAAGAAUGGAAUUCUCAUCAGAAGCAUAAGUUUGUGAUUAAUUUAGGAGAUAUUGUUGAUGGGUUUUGUCCCAAAGAUCAAUCUAUUAAUGCUGUAAAGAAAGUUGUGGAUGAAUUUGAAAUGUUCAGGGGACCUGUGUAUAAUAUGAUUGGCAAUCACUGUCUUUACAAUCUUCCUCGAAGCACAUUACUUCCAUUAUUAAAGAUCCCAACCCUUGAUGGUUGUGCUUACUAUGACUUCUCACCAGUGCCAGAAUAUAGAUUUGUAGUUCUGGAUAGCUAUGACAUCAGUGCCAUUGGUUGGCCUCAGGAUCAUCCAAAAACAUUGGAGGCCUUGAAAUUGCUUAGGGAGAAGAAUCCAAAUGAAGAUAAGAAUAGUCCAAAUAAUUUAAAGGGGCUUGAAAGAAGGUUUCUUAUGUUUAACGGAGGUGUUGGAAAGGAACAGAUGGAAUGGUUGGAUGGUAUUCUCCAGGAUGCAACCAAAUUGAAACAGAAAGUGGUUGUCACAUGCCAUCUGCCUCUAGAUCCUUGUGCAACAUCCGAGGAGGCGCUACUGUGGAAUUGUGAUGAAGUGAUGAAUUUGAUACACAGAUACAGUUGUGUUAAAGCCGUUCUUGCUGGACACGAUCAUAAAGGUGGGUAUUCCAUUGAUUCUCAUGGGGUACACCAUAGAGUUCUUGAAGCUGCUCUUGAAUGUCCUCCGGGCACAGAUGCAUUUGGAAGCGUUUAUGUCUAUGAUGACAGGAUAUCACUUGUAGGAACUGAUAGAAUGGCAAAUACCGACAUGCAUUUUGAUCAUCAAUAACUUCAAUUUGUAUGACAUGAUGUUUAGAACACGCACAUUCUUUAAUCAAUAAUUUAUAGAGUAUACCUAUGGUCUCGUUAGAGUACUGCCCAAGUUGGAAUAACGCGGUUGUAACUGGUACCGCUAACUGGCAAGUUCUUGAAUCAACAUGCUCCUUCCUUUUGAGAGAGGAAAGAAUGCAACAUACAGCAUUAUUGGGGUUGUUACUGUGCUUAUGUGAUUUGUUAAUCGGUGUUAUAAAACUGUUGUGAAAUUUUACUUAAUCGCUUGGCAUACCUUUCAGAGAAAACCUUGUUGUGAUUAUGUAACUGUUGUUGUGUAUUAUUAGAGUUAUUUGCAUAUUUUUAUCACUUUCAUACUGAAUUACAGCUUA
Molecule: messenger RNA, 1599 nt
Organism: Medicago truncatula (barrel medic)
Lineage: Eukaryota; Viridiplantae; Streptophyta; Magnoliopsida; Fabales; Fabaceae
Product: manganese-dependent ADP-ribose/CDP-alcohol diphosphatase
Exons: 2
Coding region: 270-1226 (318 amino acids)
Molecular function (GO): manganese ion binding; CDP-glycerol diphosphatase activity; ADP-ribose diphosphatase activity
Source: RefSeq, a predicted model, not a curated record